Sinocyclocheilus rhinocerous is the source of this 582-nucleotide messenger RNA. RefSeq names its product elongin C paralog a (gene eloca). The transcript is spliced from 4 exons. Gene Ontology annotation, biological process: ubiquitin-dependent protein catabolic process. The record is from RefSeq and is a predicted model, not a curated record. The coding region runs from base 102 to 440 and encodes 112 amino acids. Lineage: Eukaryota; Metazoa; Chordata; Actinopteri; Cypriniformes; Cyprinidae.
CAUUUUUGAACCGGAAGUACUCAGUUGUAUCCAGCGUCUGUGUUUUCAAGAAACUUGUUUUGUUAUUUGAAUUCGUGGAGUAAUACAGCGCCUGUGAAACAAUGGAUGUUGAAGAGCGGACUUAUGGUGGUUGUGAAGGCCCAGAUGCCAUGAAUGUAAAACUGAUCUCUUCAGAUGGCCAUGAGUUUAUUGUGAAGAGAGAGCAUGCUUUAACCUCUGGCACCAUCAAGGCUAUGCUGAGUGGACCUGGUCAGUUUGCUGAAAAUGAAACCAACGAGGUGAACUUCCGGGAGAUCCCGUCUCAUGUUCUCUCCAAAGUUUGCAUGUAUUUUACCUAUAAAGUGCGCUACACCAACAGCUCGACAGAAAUCCCAGAAUUCCCCAUUGCUCCUGAGAUUGCCCUGGAAUUGCUUAUGGCUGCAAACUUUCUAGACUGUUAGAUAAGAAUGGAGAAUGUGUUAUACUGUGACCGGCUUACUUUUCAUUUGUUUGCCAUCAUAUAUGCUCUUAUGACUUAUGAGUGUGUAUUUAUGAAUGUUUUGUAUUUUUUGGUCCAUUGAGGGUUUUUGUUUGUUUUUUGGU